Canis lupus familiaris (dog) is the source of this 3570-nucleotide messenger RNA. RefSeq names its product alpha-1,4-N-acetylglucosaminyltransferase (gene A4GNT). The record is from RefSeq and is a predicted model, not a curated record. The transcript has 3 exons. Gene Ontology annotation, molecular function: acetylglucosaminyltransferase activity. Bases 875 to 1897 code for a protein of 340 amino acids. Lineage: Eukaryota; Metazoa; Chordata; Mammalia; Carnivora; Canidae. Gene Ontology annotation, biological process: protein O-linked glycosylation.
UGGGUAAAUGCUAUAACUUUUGCAAAAAUUCUUUAAAAUUCCUAAAGUUUUAAUAUGUCCUGGUAUAAUAUCAUCACUUGAAAUUCUACUUAUUGAAAUGUGGUGUUGAAUGUUGAAAUUUGGAAAUAACCAAAUUUCCUUGUCAACUCUAUUACAAUGCACUCCCAUCAGACUUUAACCAUGGACAUUUUUGAGUCUUUUGUCAUUUACAGUUAUUGUCCUGAUGCUUUUGCAAAUCUGUUUCAGCUUCAAGGAGAUUCACAAAAAGGACUGUUGAUGAACUCAGGUUUCUAUAUCUUUAAGAUCAUAAAACUAAACUGGGAAGGAAUUUCCAGAACUAAUGGAAAAAUUACAUUCAAACAGAAUGGAAAUUAAUAACAUGAGGCUGAGUGAACUGAAAAAGAUGAUUAUAGUUUUUAUGAGUUUUGUUUAAACAUUGCUCUUUCUCUAGUGUUUGCUCUUCCAGAUUCAAGGAAACCUUUUCUCCUAAUCCGAGUUAAUAGAAAUUUGAUAAAAUAUUCCUUUGUAAGCAAAUAGAAACAUUUAUCUUUUCUCCCUAUCAAAACCCUCCUGAAUUCAGAAACUCUGAGUAUUCUUUCUCUCAAGGCAAUUAUAGUCAUUUACAUAAAUCCAAUGAGAAUCUGUUCACCUUGUAACAGGACACCAUUGAAAACAUUGGCUGUAUUACCAAGGCUUUAACUGGAAUAUCGUAUUUGAGAGACACAUGAGUCGACUCAGAUAUGAUUGGAGAGCUUUAAGGAACUAAGGUUGACUUUAUGGAGUCAAUAAAGCCCCUUGAAAAUGUUGGCCUGAUACCUUGCUCAUAGAAUUCCCAGAAGCCUUACCAGGAGCAGGCCUGGAAAGAGAAGCAGAUAUGCUGAAGGAGCUCCAUCUCUUCCUGUUGGUCGUCCUGCUGCUUGUCUGUGCCUUCUUCUACCAGCUAAGCCUGAAGUCCAGCUGCUUCUUCUGCCUUCCUCCCCAACAGUUAGAGCAGGACCCAGGAGCCCUCCUGGGCAAUGGGCACGGCAUUGUGUUCAUAGAGACCUCGGAGAGAAUGGAACCAACUCCACUGGUCUCUUGUGCUGUGGAGUCUGCUGCCAAGAUUUACCCCAGGCAGCCUGUGGCAUUCUUCAUGAAGGGUCUCUGCAAUACCACACGGCUGCCCUCCAACUCCACUUACCCAGGCUUUUCCCUCCUCUCAGCAAUAGACAAUGUUUUCCUCUUCCCUUUGGAUAUGAAAAGGCUGUUUGAAGACACACCAUUGCUUUCAUGGUACACUCGCAUCAACACCAGUGCGGAGAGCAACUGGCUUCACGUCAGCUCGGAUGCGUCCCGCCUGGCCAUCAUCUGGAAGUACGGUGGCAUCUACAUGGACACGGAUGUCAUCUCCAUCAGGCCCAUCCCUGAGGAGAACUUUCUGGCUGCACAGUCUUCUCGGUACUCUAGUAACGGGGUGUUCGGGUUCCUCCCCCACCACCCCUUCCUGUGGGAGUGCAUGGAAAACUUUGUUGAACACUACAAUUCAGAAAUCUGGGGCAACCAGGGUCCCAAUUUGAUGACCCGGAUGUUGAGACUGUGGUGCAAACUCAGAGACUUCCAGGAGGUGAGUGACCUCAGGUGUUUGAACUUGUCCUUCCUGCACCCCCAAAGAUUUUACCCCAUCUCCUACCCAGAGUGGAGGCGCUACUAUGAAGUCUGGGACAUGGAUCUUAGCUUCAACGACUCCUAUGCUCUGCAUCUGUGGAACUACAUGAACAAGGAAGGAAGGACUGUGGUCAGAGGAAGCAACACGCUGGUGGACAAUUUGUGCCGCAAGCACUGUCCCAGGACUUACAGGGACCUGAUUCGAGGCCCAGAAGGGGGGGCACCUGGGAAGCUGGGUCUAGGUAACACUUAGGGCUGACGCUGGGUCAUUGCUGCUAAGUUGUAGAUCUGGACACUUCCUAGAGCGGUAGCUUUGUGUUCAUGCCCAUGUUGCCCAGGAUUACAAUCAGCUUUCUCUGUCUGUAGUAGAAAAAAUCCCCAAAACCACUAGUGUGUAAAAUACAGAAGCUUAUUUCUCUCUCAUGUAAAAGAAGUCUGAAGGUAAGGUGAUUGGUGGGGAAGGUACGGUGGAGGAGUAUGGCCAUCAGGGACCUGGGUUUCUUGCAUCGUUUUGUUUGACAUUUGUCAUCCUUAGUGUCCAUAGCCCAUGGUCCAUACUGCUGCUUGAUCUCCAGCCCAUUAUAUCUGCAUUUCAGGCAGCAGCAAGAAGGAAGGAGAAGGUGCACCUCCUUUAUUUUAUGAAGACUUCCCACAAGGACCUUCUAACACUUCCCCUUCCAUCUCACUGGUCAGAGUGUAGCUGCAAGGGAGGCUGAAAAUUUUAAGGAGGAAGAAAGAGAAAAUGAGUGUUAGGAGAGGCAGCUAAUGGUUUUGAUAACAUGUUAAAUUUACUUCUGUAAGAUUAGUUUUAAGAUCUGUUAAAGAAUUGACUGGGGAAAAAGGGACUUGAUUUCUGGUCUUAAUUUUGAUAUUCAUGAAUGUAUUCAGUCAGUGAGCAUUAAUUGAGUCUCUUCUGUGUGCUAAGCGCUGAUUUAGUUGCUGAAGAUACGGUUGGGUCAAACAUACAAGAUUCUGGGCUGUAGUAGCAAAGUACCAUAGACGGGGUGGCAUAUAAAAAACAGAAAUGUACUUCUCACGGUUCUGGAGGCUGGUCGUCUAAGAUUAGGGUGCUAGCAUGGUUGGCUUCUAGUGAAGAUCCUUGUCCCGUGGCGGGGGGCACUUUUCCUGUUGAAGCUUCAUGUAGUGGAAAGGGUCAAGGGAGCUCUCUGGGGCUUCUCCCUCCUUUUAAAAAGAUUUUAUUUAUUUAUUUGAGAGAGUGACAGAGCAAGCAUGAACAAGGUGGUGGGGGGGAUGGACAGAGGGAGAAGGAGAAGCAGACUCCCGUCUGAGCAGGGUGCUGAUGUGGGGCUUGAUCCCAGGAUCCUGGGAUCGUGACCUGAGCGGAAGGCAGAUGCUUAACCACCUGAGCCACCCAGGCGCCCCUCUGGGGUCUGUUUCAUAGAGGAACUGAUCCCACUCAUGAGGGCUUCACUUUCAUGACCUAAUUACCUCCCAAAGUCUCCACCUUCUAAUAGCAUCACAUUGAGGCAUGGGAUUUCAGCAUAUGAAUUUGGGAGGGACAUGAACAUUCAGUCCAUUGUAGGUCCCUUGUACUUACAUCCUUAUGACUGGCCACAUCGCCCUCUGAUAGCCUCUUGCCUUCCCAGGGUGUCUGCUAUUCCCUACCCUAUCUCAAUUGGCUCAUGAAAGCAAAUUACAAAUUCCAGUUUUUAUAAACCACUUCCCUUUAAUAAUCACAUAAAAAUUUAUCUCCUCUUUUUAGGACGCAUGAGAAUCAAUAUUUCUUCUACAAAUAUUCAUCAACCAAGAUUUUCUAGGACUUUCCUUUUGGUAAUUGGCUUUAUGAUCACAAAAAUAUGAUGUUGUUUUUUAAAACUAUAUCCCCCCUAUCCCCUUUCAUUCUGAUAUUUCCCUCUUUGAGAAUCACUGCUAAUGACAGUCUUAUUAAAAAAUAUUCACAAAUCA